UCUCUCUCUCUCUCUCUCUCUCAAAUCACCUUCUCACCGUUCUCCCUCCCUCCGUCAAAUAUCUAGGUUUUUUUUUUCCUCCCCCAAAGCUUCCUACUUCUAGGGUUUUAUCUCUUCUUUUCUCCUCAAGAUUUCAUUCCUUCUUGUAAUUUCUUUAGAGAUUAGGGAUUUGAAUCCAUGUACAGAUGAAAAAGAAAUCUUCACCUUGAUUCGUUCCAUUCGUUGCGUGAUUAAUCGAUCGAUCUUCCCAAAAAUUACCAUGCGUUCUGCAUCGGCUCCGAUUCAGAUUUCUUAGCAAGAAUUAUCGAAUAUGGUUGGCGAGGAUGAUGAUGCCGGGUCCCGUGGGCCAUGCCCGCUGCCCACCGGCGGCGCGGGCCGUAAGACGUUCUGCCGCUCCGUUUCUUGGUCGUUGCCGCGAUCCGCGCCGCAGAGCAACGCCCACUUUGAUCAUGCAAGGGAUUGCACAGAUGCCACGGAGAAGAACUGCGGGCAGGGGCAGUUUCGACGGUUCCAAGUCCCUCUCACCCCUCGGUCGCAGCAGAACCUGAAGGCACGGUCUUGCCUCCCACCGCUGCAGCCGCUGUCGAUUGCAAGGCGGAGCUUGGACGAGUGGCCGAAACCAGGGUCGGAUGAUGUCGGGGAGUGGCCGCAGCCACCCACACCGAGCGGCAGGGCCGACUCGAGCCGGCCUGGGGAAGGGCUGAAGCUAGAUCUGUCCUCGUUUCAGAGGAACCCAGAUGUGGCCGCAGGGCAGGCUCUGGUCAAGAGGGAUAGGAUCGCUUUCUUUGAUAAGGAGUGCUCGAAGGUGGCGGACCAUAUUUACCUUGGUGGGGAUGUUGUGGCCCGUAACCGUGACAUUCUGAAGGAGCACGGAAUUACCCAUGUUCUCAAUUGUGUAGGAUUCGUCUGCCCCGAGUACUUCAAGGCGGAUCUCGUGUAUAAGACCCUGUGGCUACAAGACAGUCCGUCAGAAGACAUCACAAGCAUUCUGUAUGAUGUUUUUGAUUACUUUGAGGAUGUUCGGGAGCAGGGCGGGCGGGUACUGGUCCACUGCUGCCAGGGUGUAUCCCGCUCAACAUCGCUGGUGAUUGCAUAUCUCAUGUGGAGGGAAGGGCAGAGCUUCGAUGAUGCAUUCCAGUAUGUGAAGGCUGCACGUGGGAUCGCAAACCCCAACAUGGGUUUCGCUUGUCAGCUGUUACAGUGUCAGAAGAGAGUCCACGCUAUCCCUCUGAGCCCCAGUUCGGUGCUUCGGAUGUAUCGGAUGGCGCCCCAUUCGCCGUAUGACCCGCUUCAUCUUGUCCCAAAAAUGCUGAAUGAUCCUUCCCCAUUGGCGUUGGACUCCCGUGGGGCAUUCAUCUUGCAUGUGCCCUCAGGAAUAUAUGUGUGGAUUGGUAAGAGCUGUGAGCAUGCAAUGGAGCGGGAUGCGAAGGCAGCUGCAUUGCAGGUUGUUCGAUAUGAAAAAGUGCAGGGGCCGAUUGUAACAAUUGCAGAAGGGGAGGAGCCAUCGGACUUUUGGGAUGCAUUUUCGAGUGGUCCACUUCCUGUAGAUAAGGAGCAGGUCGAAUCAGCAGUCAAGACCGGCACAGGUAAGAAGAAAGUAGAUCAGUACAAUGUAGAUUUCGAGCUUUUCCACAAAGCGAUCACAGGGGGCUUUGUGCCACCGUUCUCACAAUCGGGAGCAGGCCAAGAGACUCACCUCCCUGCAAGAGAGAGCAAUUGGAGUAUAUUGAGGCGGAAGUUUGUGUCAGGAAGUGUAAAGGAGUGGGUCACUACUUCCAGGGUUGCUCUAUCUAGGGUGUAUUCUGAUUCAAUGCUGAUGGUAGAAGCCAAUACUGGAGUAAGAAAAAGUCAGCCAGUAGUGGACUCCUCGUCAUCACCUCAUCUUUCUCCGUGUUCUCUAUCAUCCGAUUCCAGCACCAGUUCAAAAUCUAGUUCAGACUCCCCCACGACGUCGCCUUCAACGUCUUCCAGUUCACUUACUCCAUCACCUGCAUCCUCAAACUUGUCCAACUCGUUACCACCAUCAUCCAAAUACUCUCACCCUGUAUCGAACAACCAGGAUCCUCCUGCUGCCUUCAAGCAAUCUUCGAAGUCAUUCUCAAAAUCAGUUUCACUUCCAGCUAAAGGAGUUGGUCUUUCACUUGCUGAACGAAGAGGGAGCUUAUCUCGGUCAUUGAAGUUGCCAAAGACAAAUAUAUCCCUUGUAUCUCUUGUAAGUCCGCAAGAGGGAUUUAUGAGGGAGAGCGACAACUACACUUCUGAUAACAAUGUUUUUGAUGUACCAAGUAAUGGAGAACACUGCUUAGACUCUGAGAAGCCCAAUCCAGUGGAAGAUAUAAGUCGAAAGAUUCUGUUGGGGGGGUCUCUGGGUGAAUCGGUCGUUGAUAGUUUGUGCCCCGAGGAAGGUGAUUUGGUGGAGGCAUGUGGAGUUGUGAGUGAAUGUCCCUUGAAUGAAGGUCUAGGGUCAUCUGUUUUGACUCGGUUGAUUGAAAAUGGGGCAGAAUAUUUGAACCGCGUUUGCCCUGUGGUAUACAGCUGGCCUGUUUUAGAAAAGAUUGUAGAAUUUGGUACGAUUGAUCUUGACUCCAAGGCAGUGUUUCUUUUCUUAUCUCCAGAUGCAGGUCUAGACAAGCAUAAGGUUGGGAUGCUGUAUUUGUGGGUAGGAAGUUGCUUUGAACAUGAUAGUAGUAGUCAAAUGGAUAGCCACAGAGAGAUAGGUGAAGCAAAAGAGAUUGACUGGAAUCGAGUUGGUUCUGACGUUCUUACUUUUAUGGGUCUGCCAAAGGACAUCCCCAUUAAGGUUGUUAAAGAAAAAGAGGAGCCAGAUGAAUUCCUUGAAUUGUUGAAAUUUUUUUAGCAUCACUGAACCAGUGAAAGAUAUGGAUGCAAGGGCCCAAACACCGCCAUGGUUUCUGCAGUUCACAAGUCAUGCUGCCGACAAUUUUUGGCGUUUUCUAAGUGCUUCAGCUGACAAAAUCAGUGAGAUCUGCCAUAAUGUGGCUGUGGCUACCAGGCAAAGGUCCCAAGGAGCAUGGCCUUGGGUUUGGAGAAAAUCCAAGGAACCUGUGUGCAGUUUUCAGGCUUGACAGCCUCUAUAAUUUCUACCCAACAUUUCAUUAGUUCUUCAUUGGCUUCCUUUGAACUCCAUUGCAAGCCUCAAACCAUGACUGUGCUGUGAAUUCUGUGAACCGCUUUUCAACUCCUUCAGCUUUGUUCCAGAACUAAUUAUCCCUACUGAGAUAGUUAGCUUCCAGAUAAUCCCCUGCCCCCCAACCACAUUAAAAAAAAAAAAGAAAAAAAGAAGAA
Messenger RNA from Magnolia sinica, 3306 nucleotides. Its product is annotated as protein-tyrosine-phosphatase MKP1. The transcript is spliced from 3 exons. The coding region runs from base 311 to 2857 and encodes 848 amino acids. The record is from RefSeq and is a predicted model, not a curated record. Gene Ontology annotation, molecular function: protein tyrosine/serine/threonine phosphatase activity; actin filament binding. Lineage: Eukaryota; Viridiplantae; Streptophyta; Magnoliopsida; Magnoliales; Magnoliaceae. Gene Ontology annotation, biological process: protein dephosphorylation.